AAAAGCUUGUUUGACGCUUGAUGUAUGACAACAGAAAAAAAUCAAAAACUCAAUACAAUAAGUCUGUUAUCAUUUUCCAAACACUGUUUCAAAAUAUCACUAACUAUGGUAGAAUAUAGUAUUAGGCGCUAGGUAUAAAAUAUUUGCGUCCUUGUAUGUAUUGAUCAAUGAACAGGUUAUGUUUCCAACUUUCAUUAGCAUCCUAGAUAUACAGUCAUGGUGGGAGGUGCCAAGUAUUGCUCACUUCUGCUCUUUGUUUCGUUCUGCCUUUAAUCUCUUGGAUUUUGAUAUUGAGGAUCUCGAAGAAGCCCUACUUACGGAUGGAACUGAAGAAACUUCUUGGCUGCAAGAACUGAUAGUCAAGUUACUCAGUGGUUGUUUACCGAACAAUGAAAUAUCCACAUUUAAUUAUCAAAUGUUUUUGAGGCGUCUUUUUCGCCAAAAAUGUCAGGAACACGAUCGUUAUAAUCCGUUUAAUACCGACAUUGACUUUACACUAUUACCAUUAAGGACCAAAGUUGACAUAUUACAUGCUCUAUGUGAUUUUCGUUUAGAUGCCGAUGAUGUGCUAGAGGAAUUAAAAAAUUUGGAAGCUGAUAGUUUAAGAGUGGAGCCUCUCGGAUAUGAUUGCAAUGAGUCUGCCUAUUGGUAUUUCUAUGGUACCCGCCUUUACCGCGAAGACUACAAAACAAAAAAUAACAAGAAAAAAUCAAUCUGGCAAGUGAUUUGUUUCACAGAAGAAGACUGGAUUCAGUUGACGAAAAAGUUUAAGAGCUCUGCUUCUAAAGCCGAGAGGGCCCUGUACCAUACUCUCAGUAAAAAUUUUCUUCCCGAAUUACCCAGACUUUUUCAGGAGAAAGAGAGACAGGCGAGAAGAAGGUUGUUGGAAACCCAACCAAGAAGAGUAUCUGAUCGUAUUAAAAAAUUAGAUCCCACACCGACCGCAACUCAAAACAAAAGCAAAGAACUUCAAGAUGUGGUAAAUUGUGUGGAAGAGAGCCAAAAGCCAAUACAGUUGGGAAAUAAAAAGAAAGAGCACCAGGAAAAGAACCUGAAGCAUAAAAAAGGUCAGGAGGAAGUAAGCGAUUGUUCCGAGAAUCGUUAUGAUAUGGGGGGCAAAAAAAAGUGUAGAGGAAGGCUCAGGAAAAUUUCUAGUUGCUCUACUAGUAGUCAAGACAAUUCAAAGAAGAAGAAAACAAAAAAACUGGAUAAAUUGGUAGACGAGGUUUCAAAAUGUUCCAGCUCCACAACGCCUACGAUCAUCGGCAGGCAAACCAAUAACUCUUUGUCGGCAUCCGACGGACAAAUAGUCAUCCAGUCUACUGCCAACAAAACCAAGAAGAAGUUGAAAUCCUCUGAAAUAUUUCAACAGACGGAAGAAGAUCUGCAAGUGGGGAUGCACAAAAUACUGGACUAUGUAAAAAACCAUGACGACGCGUGGCCAUUUUUAGAUCCCGUAGAGGAAGAAUAUGCCCCAAAUUACUAUUCCAUAGUUAGAAAACCGAUGGACUUGCAAAGGAUGGAGGAUCGGCUCGACGCAGGUUAUUACAAAACCUUUGCGAAGUUUAAAAGCGAUUUCCACCUGAUUGUGGAAAACUGCCGACUGUACAACGGAGUAGAAAACGAAUACACCGAAAUGGUGGACAACUUGCUGCACGUGUUCGAAACGGCUACGGAAAAGUAUUUGGAUCGGACGUCUUCGUCGGACGAGGAGAUAACGAUAGAGAAUAUUGAAAUGAAACAGGAAGAUCACCAUGUCGGGAAACAUGGGAAAAAGAAAAAGUCGGAAUCUCCUUCUCAGCAUUGCGAUCGGGGAGUAAAAUCUUCCGAUCAAAGGGGCAGAAGAGAGCGAUCUCGAUCGGUGGAGUCUGCCGAAAACCCAAAAGGCGAAAAGGCCUCGAAGAAACAAUCCAAAAAGGAGACUAGGACGAAAAAAGAGAGAACCGACGUUAAGAAAGCGAAACAAAGUAAAGACGACAAGAGUUUGAAGAAGAAGACCCACAAGAAGAAGAGGUCGAGUCCGUGCAGGAAUAGUAGCCCCGCCCCGAGCUGCAGUCCCGCGAGGAGUUACGUCAGUAGUCCACCUCCUUCUAGCCCGGAUAGCCGUUUCGAUUUCGCCCCGAGGAAGCAAGGCAAGAAACGAUCUUCUCAGGAGCCCAACGAUGGCGAGGAGCCGGUGAAGGCAAAAAAGUCCGGGAAAAAAGAGGACUUCGUGUGCGAUGAUAUAAUAACUCUCUCUCCGGAGUGUUUGAAGCAAAAUGUCGAUUAUCCCUCACUUGUUUCUCCCAAACCCAAGGACAAGCAUAACAAGCUGAGGGAAACUAUUGAAAAAUUGAAGGCAAAGAACGAUAUAGCCCGGCUGAAGCAAUGCGAGUUUGAGUUUGAGCUCGACGAUCAUCUCAAAGAGAAUAAAGAUAAAAACAAAAAGGUCGAGAAAGACGACAAAAGCAAACCGCGGCACAAGGACAAAGUGUCGCAUAAAUCCAAAAGGGGUGGGGAUGUUGAGGAGGCGAGCAUCCAGAGCGAAUCGGAUAGAAAGCUCGGCGGUAAAAAAUAUCAAGCGCCCGAGCCUCCGGUCGUGCCGAAACCGCCAAAGAGCCACUCCAACUUUGACGCUUUGAGUAUAGCAACCGAGCAGACGCUCAAAGAUAUCAACAAAUGGCUGGACGACACGCCCAAGUUCGCGGACUUCAGCUCCGCUAGCAAUUCGCCGUCGUACCUGGGUCUGGACGAUUUCGAUUUGCUCGGCAGCACCAACAAGACGGAACUCAAAAAGGUGGACAAAAUUUUGAGCGUCAAAAAAGACGGUCCGGUUCCCAAGGAGGUGAAAAAGAAGACGUUCAGGGAUCCGGUCAAGUUUUUCAAGAGGCGAGAAAUCCAGAGGACCAUCGAUAGGCUGCAACCGGGCAAGAGCAAAGGCAACCUCAUAUCCAGCGUGCAGAGUUCCGUCAAGGUGGACGAGAUGUUCCCUCUGGGUCCCCUUUCCAAAAUCAAAGACACCAAGAACUCUCUCAUAGUGAAAACCGACACGAACGCGCCGAAAUUGAGUCUGGGGUCGGUGCUGGACAGUUUCGGAAAGCAUAGAUUCGUCGACGACCUCAAAAAGGAGGAGCGGGGAGCCGUGGAACCGGAUUCGCCCGAGAAAGCCGCGACGGAAGACGCAAAUCUGCCGGACUUGGUUAAGGAUCAGAUCCGAAGGUCGGAAGGUGAAACGGAGAAGGUCGACAAAGAGGAGAACUCGGGCAAAUCGGCUCAGGAGCCGAUCACCGGCGGCGAAGCGACGCCCAAUCUCAGCGCCUGGUUCAAAGCUUUCGGCGCUCCGAAAGCUCCCGCCGUUCAAAAGAAGUCGGAAGCGAAAAGUGAUGCUAACGAGGAUGAAGUUGGGGGGAAAAUGGAAAAAGUCGCACCCCCCGACCCGUCCCCGAGUUUGGAUAGUCCGCAGCCAGUCACGAGGCAGAGGAGGAUCAGUACGGGUAGCAGCGUAUCGGAGAGGUCGUCUUUCAGUCAGGAUCUGGACUCGCCUCGGGUCGGGAUGGAUGAGAGGGGCGCCUAUCCCGCCCCCUAUCCGUCUCCGCUACACAGGUCGCCUUCAGGUGCAUCGCCUAUCAUGGCGUCACCUCGCCCGGAUAUAUCUCCUAGAUCGGCAGCGUAUCCUUCUUUCAAUGGCCAGAUUCGAGUGGGCUUUUACCAGGACACGGUGUCAAACAAAAGUAGCCCGGACAAAGCCAGUAGUCCCCGCGAUAAUCCGCAGAGCCCCUACUCGCAGUUUCCGUCAAACGAACACGUGUACGCGCCCAAUACCACCCACAGUUCCCUGUACUCUUACGCCAACUCGCCUUUCUAUACCCACACUCCCAACUACUCCAGUACCAAUCCGACGCCGCCGUACAAUACCAAUACGUCCAGUCCCGCCUAUUACGACACCAGUAAAUCGUUAACCGAUCAAUAUCAGAAUAAAAUUUGCCAGAACCAUCCGGCAAACUCUCCGGCCAGUAAUCAAGCUUCACCUGUUAAUCAAAACUCUCCGCACUCGCCGAUUCCUCACCCUCAAUUGUCGCCCAGCCUUCACUCGCAAAAUUCCUCCAGCAUGCACUCGCAACAUUCUCCCAGCGUCCACUCGCAACAUUCUCCCAGCGUCCACUCGCAACAUUCUCCCAGCGUCCACUCGCAACAUUCUCCCAGCGUCCACUCGCAGCAUUCUCCCAGUAUGCAGUCGCAACACUCCCCUAGUUUACAUUCGCCCAACAUGCAUUCCCAGCACUCGCCGCAUCCUCAACAUUCCCCGGGCGUGGAAACUUUUCACGGCGCGGAAGAUGUUUUCGGCGGAAACGGAGAGAAAAGCAGCAGCCCCGUGUUUCCCGUUAAGAAGAGGGUAUAUAGCGACGCAGACCUCGGUCAGCUCGAGGACACUUCAAACGAAUUUGUCAAUAGGAAUAUUCACUUGGGACACCAGGUAUCUUUAGUUCCUAAAAAACUAGACGACGGAGUGAAACAGUCUUUGGUGUCGGAUUCGUUUAACAAGAGCUGCGACAUUUCCACAUCGGCUGCUGUGGAACAGAUGUCGUCUUUGCACCAGCACCAGCACCAACAGCAAAUAAAUAGCGGCCAGAUUUCCUCGCCCGGCUUGGAUUUUAACGCCGCACCGAAUCAGUCGAACGUUUACCCUACCAAUUUCAAUUCUGAGCCAAACUAUCCCGUGAGUGUAGCAUCGACGAGGGCGUUGCCACAGCAUCAGACCAAAUUGGACAUGACCAAGUAUACGAACAUGGGUUACUCGGGACCCGAAGUGAACUAUUCGAAAGCCCUACAGCAACAGUAUACACGGUCGGAAUUGAACUAUAUCAGAACGACUAUUCAGUCCACUACGCCGCAAGUUCAAAGUCUUCCCAACACUCAGCAAUCAGUUUCUAUGUCAGGAUUUGUGAAACAACUUAACAGCACGCAGCAAGUUAGAAACAAUUACAGUUCUAAUAGAUCAGUUGAGAGUGUGGCCGAAAGAUUGGCAGCUCAGGUGCAACAGGAAAUGUCCGGAACGUAUAAAUCCGAUUUAUCGACAAGGGGUACUUAUAACAGUACGUCGGUAGAUGUAAAUUUGUCUCACAUCGUCGAUCGAUAUAACAGCGAGGACAGGAUGAUGGCGGGAUUGCAGCCAACAGCGACCUCGUAUUAUUCUGACAAAGGACUUGGGGCAGCUCACAUCUUCAAUAAGUCGAUGGCAAACGGAUCUCAGAUGUUUAGUCAGACCAACAUGGAGGGGAUAAAUAAUUUCAACCAAACGAUGCAGGGCGCGCCUUCGUUAUACAAUAGGCAUAUAAAUGAAUUACAAGCGCAGUGCGACCUUAAAAACAACCCCCAAGUGCCAAGUCAGGAUAAGAAACCCAAAAAGAAGAAGAAUAAAGCAGCGGCCGCGAUAUGUCCGCCGAACGAAGCCGUGCCGGGCGCCACGCCCCCCUCGAUGUCCCAAGGAUUCCAAAGCUACACCGGCCUCAAGGUGGCGCCCAAUUCGUCGGCUUCGCCGCUCGAGCCCAGUGCAAUAUCGUUAAAAACGUCCAGUGUGGUGCCGGGCAGUGCUUUCAAUUUCGGUCCGACUGCGUCGGGUGCGCUCGGGCUCGGUUCGGGUCUUUACGGCGACAAGGACGCUUACUCGAAUUUCUUGGAAGACUUUCGAACCGCUCCGAACUACUACAUGGCGGCGGCCGCCGCAGCGCACCACCGCCCCCCGACGGACCCCGCCGGCAACGCCGGGAAAAGCAAUCAGCCCACGGUGACGCAAAGUUACCCCGCCUUUUUGAACGCCGCGCACCAAUCGCGGACGUCCGCGUAUCCGCUGGGCGGGGCUUUCAUCCCGCCCGCGGCGCAGGCGCAGCUCAUGGAUACGAGCUCGCAACUCUACCAGCAUUAUUUGCAAGCCGGCGUGCUCAACCAGAGUCUGCUCGGCCCACCCGGACCAUAUCCUCCCGGGUAUCAUCCUGCGCUCAGCAUGAGGCAGCCGUACGAUUCGAUGACGAGACCGUCUUGGCUUUGAAACGGUGCAAUUCCGGAUAUCUCGUAAAUUUCCCUUAGAAAUUUAGGAACAUAUCCGGUGACUUUCACGUGAUGUAGUCCACUAUAAAAAAAAAACCACGUCUUCAUCAUCAAUUCGAAUAACGGCCAUAGUUUUUAGUUUUACAUGUUUUUCAAAUCGUUUAGUAUUUACGCAUCGGUAAUUGUUAGUCUCAACCAAAGACAUUUUUUUUGUAAAUAUCUACAGAGUAAUUAUAUAACACAAAUCGAUUGAAAAAUAUUUUUUGGACAUAAUCUCCGAUGUUGAGGAGGUGUGAGUUCCGUUUUUCUCUCUCUUAACAAUUUAAUUGCAGCGUUAGUUUAAUUCUGUGAUGUUCAUAAAAUAUGUUUAGGUGUCAAUAGCGAUUAGGUGCUACCAUAAUAUACUUUUCACGUGUCUUUUGUUGAUGUGGGUGGUUUGUAUUUAUUUUGGAAUUUAUUUAAUAACUUUUACAGUAAACCGAGUAUUUGUAACGUACUUUCAGUUAUUUUAAACGAUAAGAAUUUCGGUAUGAUGGGUAGUGACACAAUGAGACGAUGUAGACAGUUUAGUGCUUUUUUGGCUUCUUUUUGUAGUGUUUUUCGAGCUAUUUUGUCGUUGUUGUUAUCUUUAUUUAUUAGAUUUUUAAUUUUUCUCAAAAUUCGACUUUUUACCUUCAUUUUACUGCACGUAGUGGGCGUUUUGGGCCAAACAAAAAACCAAAUACGGAAAAAGAAAAGAGUAUUAAGAUUUACGAAAAUGAAUUGAAAUCCUUUUGGACUUUUAAACAACGCCAUCGUCAUAAAUCGCCAUUUUUUCAAGAGGACCAUUCAACAUUAUCAAAAAGUGCAUGUGUUCCUAUGAGAAAAGAAAAAGAAUUUUAUAAGAUUACUUAGAAAUUUAGUAAAUGACAUAUAUUUUAUAUAUUGUUAAUAUAGUAAAUAAAAAUGUCUUAAUUCAAUGCUGUUAGUUGUAUCCCUAUUGUUUUAUGAGUAUUUAGUGUAUUUAGUAAUACAUGCACUUACAUCAUCUAUGUUGCGACGUCAAAAAUUGUAAUGGAUCAAAUUCUGAU
This is a messenger RNA of Cylas formicarius (sweet potato weevil), 7094 nucleotides long. RefSeq lists its product as uncharacterized. The record is from RefSeq and is a predicted model, not a curated record. Gene Ontology annotation, biological process: chromatin remodeling. Lineage: Eukaryota; Metazoa; Arthropoda; Insecta; Coleoptera; Brentidae. Gene Ontology annotation, molecular function: protein binding. The coding region runs from base 179 to 6025 and encodes 1948 amino acids. The transcript has 15 exons. Gene Ontology annotation, cellular component: CERF complex.